AUGGAAGCUGAAGAAACGAAUAUCACGUUGAAUACAGUGGAUAGUAUCGAUUCGUUUGUGCACGAGAUUCAGAGUGGUCAUUGGGAUACGGUGCUGAAGGUGAUUCAACCACUGAAAUUACCCGCGAAGAAAUUGAUUGAUCUUUACGAGCAGAUUGUUAUCGAGCUGACAGAACUUCGCGAGAUUGGAUGUGCACGUCUGCUGCUGAGACAGACUGAUCCAAUGCAGUUGCUGAAGAACAUGGAACCUGAGAGGUAUUGUUUCAUAUCGUCCCGAUUAUCUCUUUUAUCUGAUCGAUACGAAUCUAUUUGUGUUUAUCCCAUGGAAUUUGAGUUCACAUUAAGCAGUGGAAGUAAAUUUUAG
Anisakis simplex (herring worm) is the source of this 363-nucleotide messenger RNA. Lineage: Eukaryota; Metazoa; Nematoda; Chromadorea; Rhabditida; Anisakidae. The record is from the annotation of a GenBank genome assembly.